Xenia sp. Carnegie-2017 is the source of this 1498-nucleotide messenger RNA. Its product is annotated as endophilin-A2-like. Gene Ontology annotation, cellular component: cytoplasm. The transcript has 11 exons. Gene Ontology annotation, molecular function: protein binding. The record is from RefSeq and is a predicted model, not a curated record. NCBI's taxonomy places the organism in Eukaryota, Metazoa, Cnidaria, Anthozoa, Malacalcyonacea, Xeniidae. Bases 110 to 1171 code for a protein of 353 amino acids.
UCGCUAGGUCCACUUCCCUUAUUUAUCAAAUGUGUUCCGUGGAUGUUUUGAUUUGGAUGUCACACGUCGGACGGUGAAUUCUUGUCGAGAAUAGCUUGAGUUCACAAACAUGUCGUUCGCCGGUUUCAAAAAGCAAUGGAAUAAGGCAAACCAGUUUAUGAGUGAGAAAGUUGGUGGUGCAAAGGGAACGCAACUUGACGAAGAAUUUCAAGAAUUGGAAAAAAGAACAGAUGCUACAGGUGUUACCGUCACGCAACUUUUAUCAAAAACUAAAGAAUAUCUUCAACCAAACCCAAAUGCCAGGGCGAAAUUGUCAAUGCAAUCAGCUGUGGCAAAGGCAAGAGGCCAUCAAGCACAAAUGAGGUAUCCUCAACCAGAGGCAACUCUCGGUGAAACCAUGGUUAAAGGUCAGCAGGAUCUUGGUGAUGAAUCUUUGUUGGGUGACGCUUUAGGAGAAGCAGGUGAUAUAUUCAGGCAGUUGGCUGAAAUAAAAGAUAAUUUGGACGCUGAAGUGAAGCAGAAUUUCCUGGAUCCUUUAUAUCUUCUGGAAAGCAAGGAAAUCAAAGAAAUAAAUCACCAUCGUAAGAAGAUGGAAGGUAGAAGGCUUGACUUUGACUGUAAGAAGCGAAAAGGAGCUAAGCUGCCCGCCGAAGAAAUCCGCGCUGCCGAAGAAAAGUUUGAAAGUUCAAAGGCCAUAUGCUAUAAUGCUAUGUUGACUCUGGCGGAGGGCGAGGAUGAGCAAAUCACUCAGCUGGCUGAUUUCGUGAAAGCUGUAAUGGAAUAUCAUCAAAAGUCCCACGAACUCUUGGAAGGACUGGCUUCUUCACUUGAAGAUAAGGUGAGCGAGGCAUCCGGCAGGCCUCGCAAAGAAAGAAGAACGGUAAAUGAAUCAAAAUGGAAUGAUGACGACGACGACGAUGAUGACAACAGGACUAUUGGUGGAUUUUCGGUGUCACCCGCUCCAGUGAAGAAAAAUGCCGAUAAGUCGGAGCCUUGUGCAAAGGCUCUCUUUGACUUUGAACCAGAAAACGACGGAGAGCUGGAAUUUUCUGAAGGUGACAUGAUUAUUUUGACCGGUCGAAUUGACGAGAACUGGCUGGAAGGAAGAGUAAACGGUAAAAGUGGAUACUUUCCCGAAAAUUACGUUGAUAUAAUUAAGGAUUUACCCUAAAUAUUGUAUCUAAAUGAACUCAUUCAUCUCUCAAUACUCCUGUGCAUUCCUGAACAUACAAAAACAGUUCGAGAAUAUUGGAGAAUUUUGCUCUAAAACUAAACGAUAAAUGACAAAAAAAAAAGAAUGACCAAAGUUUACGGUGUCAAUAUUUCACAAUACUUUUAUCUCGGAAAUUUCUCGCAUUGACUGAUAUUAGAAUUUAUGAAGCAUGUUAAACUACUGUUCUUUUAUUAUAACUAGACAUUUGAAGUACAUAUUUGCAAUGUAAUUUAACAAGUACCAAUACAAUAAUUAUAAUUUCAAACAAAGUUUUUACGAGUCAAA